This is a messenger RNA of Hyaloperonospora brassicae, 2427 nucleotides long. The record is from the annotation of a GenBank genome assembly. Lineage: Eukaryota; Oomycota; Peronosporomycetes; Peronosporales; Peronosporaceae.
AUGGAACUGCAACAGGAUGCGCUGGACGAGGCCUUCCGUCGCCACAAACAGUACUUUCACGACUUCUUGAGCAACGACGAGGCAACGUAUGGUAAUUACACGGACAAACUUCGCAGUAUGAUGCACCACAAACGCACGCGGCUGGUCAUUGAUCUCAAUGACUUGCGCGAGUACGACAGUUCGUUCACAGAUCCUGCCGUCGCAGGCGGUCACGAGAACAUUGUGCACCGAUUGUUGCGUACUCCUGCCGAGUUUGUGCCUCCGUUCGAAGAGGCAGUGAAAGAGCUGGUCUUGAAUCUGGACAGUCUGUACGGGGGCAAAGACGCAGAAGGGACAAAGACAAUGCAGUUCCACGUCGGUUUUGAAGGAGACUUUGGCCAUCAUAACGUGAACCCACGAGGUCUCCUGGCGUCGUACCUGACGCAGAUGGUCUGUGUCCAUGGCAUUGCGACCAAGUGCUCCGCCGUGCGACCAAAAGUCGUGCGUUCCGUGCAUUAUUGCAGAGAGACCAAUGCCAUUUUGUCGCGCGAGUAUCGAGACAAUACGUCGAUCACAGGGGCCCCGACGUCGAGUGUUUAUCCGACAAAGGACGAACAUGGGAAUUUGCUAGAGACAGAGUUUGGGUUGUCGCAGUAUAAAGACUACCAGAUGAUUAGUAUGCAGGAGACGCCGGAGACAGCGCCACUUGGACAGUUGCCGCGGUCGUGUGAGAUCAUUGUCGAGAACGACAUGGUCGACAAGUGCAAACCUGGCGAUCGCGUCCGUGUGGUUGGCAUUUACCGUCCUCUGGGUGGAAACAGCACAGCCUCAACGACAGCAGUUUUCCGGACGGUGCUGAUUGCCAAUAACGUUCAGCUCAUGGGCAAAGACGUGAACGGUAUUGUCAUGUCACCAGACGAUCUGCUGAACGUCCGCGAGUUUGCAAAGCACACGAACGCGUUUGAAAUGCUCUCGCGGUCGAUUGCGCCGUCAAUCUACGGUCACGGCGAGAUCAAGCAAGCUCUGCUGCUCCAGCUGCUAGGUGGCAUGGAGAAGAAUUUGGAGAACGGCACACAUCUUCGUGGUGACGUCAACAUCUUGAUGGUGGGUGAUCCAUCGACCGCCAAAUCUCAGCUACUGCGUUUCGUUCGGACGAUCGCGCCUCUGGCCGUCAACACUACAGGUCGUGGUUCGUCCGGCGUAGGUUUGACGGCUGCUGUUACCAUUGACCCUGACACCAAGGAGCGCCGACUCGAAGCUGGUGCCAUGGUACUUGCUGACCGAGGCAUUGUAUGUAUCGACGAGUUCGACAAAAUGAGCGAAGCAGAUCGUGUGGCUAUUCACGAAGUCAUGGAACAGCAGACAGUGACGAUUGCUAAGGCCGGCAUCCACGCAACCCUGAACGCCCGCUGCAGUGUUCUGGCCGCGGCAAACCCUGUGUAUGGCCAGUACGACAAAAACAAGAAGCCGCAGGAGAACAUUGGUCUGCCGGAUUCGCUCUUGUCCCGUUUCGAUUUGCUUUUCGUGGUGCUCGAUCGCCUGGAUCGGGGUGCCGACCGCAACAUCUCCGACCACGUCUUGCGUAUGCAUCGGUAUACGCGCCCAGGCCAAGAAGGCAUCCCCCUCUCGUUCGAAGUGAGCUCGACGGAUCACAUGGCUUCGUUCAACGAACCCGCUGGCGACCAGUCGAAAGUGUCCAUUUUCCAGAAAUUUGACCCGCUGCUUCAUGGCGGGUACCAGUCUUCGUCGUAUGCCGGUGGCGGCAACGGUAUCCUCACGCUAGAUUUUCUCAAGAAGUACAUUUAUUACGCAAAGAUGCGGUACCAGCCCGUGCUGACAGACAGUGCGAUCGAGCUGAUCUCCGAGGGAUACGCAGAGCUGCGUUCGCAGCAGAAUGCGCGGACACUGCCUGUGACGGCGCGUACGUUGGAAACGUUGAUUCGUCUCGCGUCGGCGCAUGCAAAGGCGCGGCUGAGCAAGACCGUCGACGCAGUGGAUGCGGAGAAGGCCAUGUCUUUGAUUAGUUUUGCGCUGUACCAUGAUGCGUCGGAGCCCCACACCCCGGACGACACACGGCCAGAAGUGGCACGCGAAGCGGAAACCGGCAGCGAGAAGGCCAUGGCAGAGUUGGCGAUUGAGGCGCCAGUGAUACCGGAGAAGCCCCCGUCGGUCGAGAAAUCGAGGAAACGAGACCGAGCAUCGUGGAGUUCUGCGACGCUCGCCGAUGCCAUUCUGAGCUUACUGUCCGAGAUGGGCAGCGACGCGACUUUCGACGACGCGAACGACAACAUCACGCUGUCGAGCAUUCUGUCGCGACUGAAUGUCGGUCGCUCGAAGAAGGACGCCGUCGCCCGUGCGGACGUAGAAAAGGUGCUGGUGGACCUCGAAGAGCAGAAUAAGGUCAUGUACAUCCAGGACGGCGAGGAUCCGAUGGUCAUGCUCAUCUAG